This is a messenger RNA of Exaiptasia diaphana, 2058 nucleotides long. RefSeq lists its product as uncharacterized. The record is from RefSeq and is a predicted model, not a curated record. NCBI's taxonomy places the organism in Eukaryota, Metazoa, Cnidaria, Anthozoa, Actiniaria, Aiptasiidae. The annotation marks the transcript as partial. The transcript is spliced from 2 exons.
AUAAGCGCUCAAGAUGACUCAGCAACUGUUAACGAAGCCGAAACUAGUGUUAAUAAUUUUACAGUCCCAGCACCGCCUGUUGACAAAGCUCAACCCCAAGCACGUGGAUCUGUGAGGGCUUAUACCAAUACUGAUGAAGUUCUCAAGUCGGAAAUAUUAUGGACUUUGCAUUCAAUAGCUGCUCAUACAUCGUUUAAAUCAAAUGAAGAAGUGGGUAAAAUUCUACAGGCUAUGUUUCCAGACAGUGUUAUUGCUUCAAAAUUCACCUGUGGUGAAAAAAAGACAGCCUACAUGUGUGUGUUUGGGUUAGCUGAACACUUUUCACGCCUUCUCAAGGAUGAUGUGAAAGGUUCUUUUACUGUUUUGUUUGAUGAAAGCCUUAAUAAGAAAACUCAAGAGCAGCAAAUGGACAUUCAUGUUCGAUAUUGGAAAAGCAAUCAAGUUGUAUCUCGUUACUUUGGAUCAGAGUUUCUGGGUCACACAACUGCUGAGGAUAUGCUGAAACAUUUUUCAGGUGGAGUUUUAGAAAGUGGCUUGCCYAUUAAAAACUUGGCUCAAAUUAGUAUGGAUGGACCCAAUGUGAACUGGAAAUUUUACAAAAUGGUGAAGAACAAACUGUYAGAUGAAUUUGAUACUGGAUUGAUAAAUAKUGGUUCUUGUGGGUUWCAUAUUAUACAUAAUAGUUUUAAGGCUGGUGCUGUUGCCUCUGGGUGGGAUAUUUCCACUCUGUUGUUAAGUCUCUACAGACUCUUCAAAGACUCGCCAGCCAGAAGGGAUGACUAYAUGAAUGUUUCCAGCUCAAUGGAAAACAAUUUAAUGSCAUUAAAGUUCUGUARCCAUCGUUGGCUAGAAAAUAUGCCUGUGUGUGAAAGAGCCCUAAAUGUAUGGGACAGGGUUGAGGCAUUUGUUAAAGCUGUCAAAGAGAAAUCUAUCAAAAWUCCAUCCAACAAGUCCUUUGAAACAGUAAAGGAGGCCAUGAAUGACAAGUUGAUUAAAUGCAAACUUCAAGUGUUCCAAUGCAUUGCAGGACACCUUUUACCAUUCCUAACUUUAUACCAAACAGACAAGCCUAUGGUUUGCUUCCUAGUUUCUGACUUGAGCAGUCUUAUCAGAGUACUUAUGAGGAAGUUCAUUAAAGAUGAUGUACUUGAACAGGCAUCUACUCAUGAAAAGCUCAGCAAGAUUGAUGUAGAGGAUAAGAAGAACCACAAAGGCUACAAACAAAUUKAKUUAGGAUUUUCUGCAGAAAAGUCAUUAAGGGAAGCCCUACGAAAGGGUGAUGUUAGUCCAAAGCAGGCAAUKGAGUUAAGGCUUGAUUGUAAAACAUUUUUGAUAACUGCACUUAAGAAAAUCCUUUUCAAGUGUCCCAUUUCUUAUUCUUUGGUCAGAAAUAUGAGUGCCUUARACCCAAGAGCUAUGGCCAAGAAUGCAGCAGACUGUAGAUYUAAGAUGAAAGGUAUUAURGUUGCUUUAGUAAAUGCAGAUAAGGUCAAGGAAAGUGAAUGUGAUGGUAUUCUGCAUGAAUUUGACAACUUCUUAGAGRCAAUUCCUGUCAUAGGAAGUGCUUUGUUUACAGGAUUCGAUCCGAAAAAGGACAGGGUUGAUGAAUUUCUUUCUAAACAUAUGUCAAGUGAAUCCUACAAGAAGCUUCUUCAAGUGGUUAAACUUCUUUUAGUCCUAUCCCAUGGCCAGGCUUCUGUGGAGCGAGGCUUCUCUGUCAACAAAGAAACAUCAGCUGAUAACAUAAGCCAAAGGACAUUGGUUGCCAAACGUGUUGUAUAUGAUCAUAUAAAUGCAGUUGGGGGGGUGCUUAAAGUAGGUAUUACAAAAGAUCUACUGAAAUCAGCAUCUUUAUCAAGAAAGAGGUAUGAACAAUAUUUGCAAGAUGAAAAGCGUAAGAAGACAUCAGAUGAACAAGAGAGAAAGAGAAAGCACUUGGAAGAUGAAGUUGACAACCUCAAGGAUCAAAGAAAAAGAAUAAGACUAGAUAUUGAUGCACUUAAUUCAACAGCAGACUCAUACUAUGAAAAGGCAGAAUCAACAGGGGAUGUUUCUCAU